CUCCGUUUCUGUGCCACGUGCGUGACGUCAGCGCAAGAUGGCGGCGUCGUCUUGCGUGAGGUGCGUGGGGAAGGUCGGCCGGCUGCUUUCACGCAGCUCAGCGGGGAACCCGGUGCUGGGCUCCACGCGGUUUUCAGCGCGAGCUCACAGCAGCUUCCCCCGCGCAGUGAGGCGGACCGGAAGCGGCGGGGUGGCGCUCAGGUGUGUGUUCCUGCUCGGAGGCGGACUCGGUUUGUCCCACACCGUUAAACUCACACUGCAGAGACACCACGCACAGCAGCAGCAGCAGCAGCACAAGGCACCGGUUCCUGGCUGGGACCUGAAGCUGACGCUGUAUCAGUAUAAAACCUGUCCGUUCUGCAGUAAAGUGCGCGCGUUCCUGGACUAUCAUGGCCUCCCGUAUGAAAUCGUGGAGGUUAACCCCGUCAUGCGGCAGGAAAUCAAGUGGUCCACGUACAGGAAGGUUCCCAUCCUGAUGGUGAACGAAACCAUCCAACUGAACGACUCGUCUGUGAUCAUUAGCACUCUGAUGACGUACCUGAUCAGCAGGGAGAAGGGCGUUCCUGAGAUCGUGGCCUGUUAUCCUGAAAUGAAGGGGAAGAACGACAGGGGGAGAGACGUCACGGAGUUCGGGAACAAGUACUGGGUGAUGGUGGACGACACCGAACACCUGCAGUUCUUUCCAGAGAAGACGUCCAGGCAAGAGGAAAUAAAAUGGCGUAAAUGGGCAGACGACUGGCUUGUGCACCUCAUCUCCCCAAACGUGUACCGGACCCCGGCUGAGGCUCUGGCGUCCUUCGACUACAUCGUCCGCGAGGGAAAGUUCGGCACCUUCGAAGGUUUCUUUGCGAAGUACAUAGGAGCGGCAGCCAUGUGGCUCAUCUCCAAACGCCUCAAAAACAGACACAACCUGCAAGAUGACGUGAGGCAGGACCUGUACAAGGCGGUGAACGACUGGGUGGCGGCCAUCGGGAAAAAUAAGAAAUUCAUGGGAGGAGAAAACCCCAACCUCGCAGAUCUGGCCGUGUUUGGUGUUCUGAGGGUCAUGGAGGGUCUUCAGGCUUUUGACGACAUGAUGGAGAACACGAAAGUGAAGAAGUGGUACAGGCGCAUGGAGAAAGCCAUGCACAGUCAUCCCAACUGACUCCCACAUGCCUUCGGUUCGGUCUUAAGGGGUUCCCUUUUACACAAUAACCGUGCUGGGUGCAUGCAGUGGGCAAUAACAUCCAGAACCUUCAGCUGAGGAAAACUCUCUUAAUUGCGCUUGUGUGUCGAUGAAACUCCAGCAGUGUGCUUUUCUCGCUCUGGUGUUCACUUAUCUGCUAAUAUUGUCUGAUUGGUUAGUGGUUAAUUAUAAUUAAUUUAUUUCUCUCUGAUGCUGUAACUAUAAGUAACAAGAGCAGCAAUAAAGAGUAAUAAGGGAAUGGGCAUGAUUGAUCCAGGUCGAUGAUUGAUUCUAGCUCCAGAAGUGACUUUACUCACCAGAUUGUGGGAGUUAUAAAGUAAUGGCACCCUUCUGAUUAUAAACGGUGCACAUUGUCAACUAAGCACCAGAAAAUAAAGGAAAAAAAAUCA
This is a messenger RNA of Neoarius graeffei (lesser salmon catfish), 1575 nucleotides long. It is a transcript of the gene ptgesl, whose product is annotated as prostaglandin E synthase 2-like. NCBI's taxonomy places the organism in Eukaryota, Metazoa, Chordata, Actinopteri, Siluriformes, Ariidae. Gene Ontology annotation, cellular component: mitochondrion. Gene Ontology annotation, molecular function: prostaglandin-E synthase activity. The transcript is spliced from 7 exons. The record is from RefSeq and is a predicted model, not a curated record. Bases 38 to 1144 code for a protein of 368 amino acids.